Molecule: messenger RNA, 663 nt
Organism: Esox lucius (northern pike)
Lineage: Eukaryota; Metazoa; Chordata; Actinopteri; Esociformes; Esocidae
Product: gamma-crystallin M2
Exons: 3
Coding region: 70-612 (180 amino acids)
Biological process (GO): lens development in camera-type eye; visual perception
Molecular function (GO): structural constituent of eye lens
Source: RefSeq, a predicted model, not a curated record
AUAAAACAGGCGUGUAGCUCUCGGUCAUGGAUAUUGCAUUGAGGAAGGGAGCUCCAACACUGUGCAGGCAUGAGUAAGAUCACUUUCUACGAGGAUAAAAACUUCCAGGGUCGUUCCUAUGAAUGUGACACGGACUGCCCUGACAUGCAUCCACAUUUUAGUCGGUGCAACUCCAUUAAGGUAGAUGGAGGCUGCUGGGUUCUGUAUGAAAGACCCAACUACACUGGCUACCAGUAUGUUCUGACCCGGGGAGAGUACCCAGAGUACCAGCGCUGGAUGGGCUACAAUGACACAAUCCGCUCAUGCCGUACCUUCUCUUAUGUGAGUAAUCGGGAGGCCAGCGGCGGACCCUACCGCAUGAGGAUCUAUGAGAGGCCAGAGUUCCAAGGACAGAUGAUGGAGUUCAAUGAGGACUGUGACUCUGUCCAGGACCACUUCCGCAGCCGCGACAUUUACUCCGCCAAUGUCAUGGAGGGGUACUGGACCCUCUACGAGCACCCCAACUACAGGGGGCGCCAGUACUUUAUGAGGCCUGGAGAGUACAGAAAGUUCAGUGAAUGGGGCGCCACCUGUGCCACCACCGGCUCCUUCCGUAGAAUCACCGACUUUUAGGCCCAAUUUGUUCUCCAUUCUGACCAGUUAAUAAAAUUAUUGUUUAAAUGA